Messenger RNA from Amblyraja radiata (thorny skate), 5052 nucleotides. RefSeq names its product xanthine dehydrogenase/oxidase-like. Gene Ontology annotation, molecular function: oxidoreductase activity; iron ion binding; iron-sulfur cluster binding. The transcript has 29 exons. The record is from RefSeq and is a predicted model, not a curated record. The coding region runs from base 34 to 3927 and encodes 1297 amino acids. NCBI's taxonomy places the organism in Eukaryota, Metazoa, Chordata, Chondrichthyes, Rajiformes, Rajidae.
UGCUCUGUUUUUUUGUUACAGCUUAGCAGUAACAUGGCGACUGUGUUGCCUCAGAUGCCAGGUUGUAAUCUAACGAUAGAGUCGACCACUGCAGGCCAGCUCAUGCUUAGGGUGAACGGAGUUCUCCAUGAUGUGAAAUGUAAAGAUCCACUGAUGUCACUGGCUGACUACCUGCGCACCAUCCUGCAGCAUUGUGGAACGAAGCUGAUGUGUCGUGAAGGUGGAUGUGGAUGCUGCGUGGUGGUGGUUGAAUAUGAUGACCCCUUGAGACCUGAGAAAAGAAUAGAGUCAAUUAACUCGUGUUUGUGCCCGAUUGGAUCCUUGCUGUCACUAAAGAACCAUAAUGUCACCACUAUAGAGGCACUGGGGUCUGUGAAGAAGGGUUUACACCCAAUCCAGCAGCGUCUGGCUGAUUACAAUGGAAGCCAGUGUGGAUAUUGCAGUCCAGGUUUUGUCAUGCAGAUGUACGGGCUUUUGAAGAAUGACCCAAAUCCUAGUUUGCAGGAAGUGGAGGAUAACUUUGAUGGCAAUGUCUGCAGAUGUACAGGGUAUCGUCCUAUUCUAGAUGCCAUGAAGUCUUUUGUAAAGGAUUCAAACAACUGGCAACAAGGAUUCUUUGUCGAUAUUGAGGACAUAAAGCUUUGUUCCAAGACAAUGAAACUCUGUAAGCGGGGCCAUUUGAAGAUAGAUGGACGUUGUACUGGUGCAGCGAUGAACACAGCUGGCCUGCUCUUCGCAUCCAAAGCAAUAAAGUGGUACCAACCCCACUCGCUAACGGACCUGUAUCUGUUAUUGCGAGAACAUUCUGAAGAUGCUGUCAAACUUGUUCACGGAGACACUGCCAAAGGUGUUUUCAAGAAAGAUGGACCGUACAAAAUUUUCAUUGAUGUGAAAGGAAUCCCUGACCUUUACAUGGUCACAAUGGAACCAAGUGGCCUGAAAGUGUCUUCCAAUGUCAGCCUGAAUUUACUGAUUGACUAUUUGAAACAAUAUUCUGCCCAAUCACCAUCCUACAACGUUAUAGCAAGUCACCUGCUGAAAAUUGCUAACAGUCCUGUGCGAAAUGCCGGUGGAUGGGCUGGAAACUUGAUGAUGAGAUGGCAGCACCGUGAGUUUGUGUCUGACGUAUUUGUGGUCUUUGAAGCUGCCGGUGCCAGAGUGACUGUCUCAGAUGUUUCUGAUGUGAACACUUAUAAUUUAGUGGAUUUUCUCAAUGUCAACAUGCAAGGAAAGUUUCUCUUAAGCGUGGAGAUUCCAAAGCUGUUCAAGGGAGAGUCGAUGAGAUCGUAUAAGGUUAUGCCGCGAAAUCAGAAUGCCCAUACCUAUGUGAGUGCUGCAUUCCGUGCCAAAAUUAUAGUUUCAAAUAAGAAGCAAUUGGUACAAUCCAUCUCAAUGGUAUACACUGGAAUCAACAAAGACUUCAUUCAUGCUGCAGCUACUGAAAAAUUCCUGGAAGGCAAAGAUCUCAUUUCCAAUGAUACUUUACAAGGUGCCUUGGCUGUUCUUGACAAGGAACUAGUUCCUGAUGAUGCUGAUCCUCUGUUGGCCAGUGCUGCAUACAGGAAGAUAUUGGCACAAGGGCUGUUCUAUAAGUUUUACUUGUCUCUCUUGGGCAACGACAUUGUUUCGCCACGUAACCAGAGCGCGCGAUAUUCUUUGGAGCGUCCCGUAUCCACUGGAACUCAAACUUACAGCAGCAAACCAGAGGAAUAUCCUUUGACAAAGCCCAUGCCCAAACUAAGUGCUCGCCUGCAGACAUCAGGUGAAGCUCAGUACAUCGACGACUUACCUCAUCUUCCCAAUGAGCUAUUUACUGCAUUUGUCCUAAGCACGGAGGGCAAUGCAACUCUCACCGAUAUCAAUAACACAGCAGCUAUGACUAUGCCUGGUGCUGUUGCAGUGCUAACGGCAGAGGACAUCCCCGGAAACAAUACAUUUAUGCCUCCACCCAAUGUAGUUGAAGAGAUUUUCAGCAGUGGUCCGAUUCUAUACGCUGGACAGCCAGUUGCAAUGUGUGUUGCAGAUUCACAAGAACAUGCUCUACAGAUGGUGGAGAAAGUGGUGGUCACCUACCAGGAUCAGAAAGCUCCAAUUGUGAGUCUUGAUGAAGCUAUCAAGCAGAAAUCCUUCCACCCAUCACCUGGUCCCUGGAUACAGGUUGGAGAUGCUGUCAAUGCUGUUUCAGACUCUCCUUGCCAGGUUGAUGGUGAAAUCAGGGCAGGUGAACAGUAUCAUUUCUACAUGGAAACGCAGAUUUGUCGGUGUGUGCCUGCUGAAGAUGGUUUGAACAUCCAGGCAUCAAGCCAGUGGUUAACUUUACUUCAAGAGGCCGUAGCUGAUGCUGUUGGAAUGCAAGCCAAGAAUAUUAAUGUCACAGCCAAGCGGCUUGGUGGAGCGUAUGGAGGUAAAGCUACACGUGCCAACCUGGUAGCAUGUGCUGCUGCAGUAGCUGCCACUGUCCUUCACAGACCAGUCCGAUGCAAGAUGGACCUGAGCACCAACAUGCAGGCAGUUGGCAAACGGCAUGGUUAUGUAGUCAAAUACAAGGUUGGGUUUAAUAAGGACGGUACACUAAAUGGCAUUAUCAUUACUUACUACUGUAACAGUGGAAGCAGCCCCAAUGAUAAUGAAGUUGAGGAGAGCUUGAUAUUUUCCGACAAUGCCUACAGGUGUGAGAAUUGGCAGCUGAUCCCUGUAGCUUUAAAGACAAACCGUGCACCUCACACCUGGUGCAGAGCUCCAGGUUCAAAGCCCAACAUAUUUGUCAUCGAGACUGUUCUUGAACACGUGGCCAAGUUUCUAUCAAUGGAUCCAAUUAUCGUAAAGCAGAAGAACCUGUACGCUCAGGGUGACCGAACACCAAUGGGCUUUAUUCUGCCUUAUUGCAGCAUACGAGACCUGUACGCAUCUCUGUUAACAAAAGUGGACGUGGCAGGACGCAUGGAAACAAUUAAGAAGUUUAACGCCGACAACCUGUGGAAGAAGAAAGGACUGGCGGUGGUUCCUCUUAAAUACUGCAUGUACUGGAGCUGGGGAUGUUACCUGUGCACUGUUUCAGUAUUUGCCAGUGAUGGUUCAGUUAUAAUAUCACAUGGUGGAAUUGAAUCAGGUCAAGGAUUGAAUACCAAGGUUGCUCAAGUAUGUGCCUAUAUGUUGGGGAUUCCAAUUGAUACUGUCCUCAUAAAACCGACCACAACUGAUAGCAGCCCAAAUUCUGCAGCAACAGGUGGCAGUAUCACCAGUGAGCUAAACUGUAUGGGUGUACAACUUUGUUGUGACAUACUGAAGCAGAGAAUGAAGCCGGUGAAGGAUAAACUUCCUCCGGGCACCUCCUGGAAGGACCUGGUCGCUGCCUGCUAUCAAGCCAAGGUGAAUUUGACUGUACAAGAUUGGGUAUGGCCUGACCCACGGCCCGAAGGAGCUCCACAAUAUAACUCGUAUGGGGUGACUGUGGCUGAGGCUGAAGUUGACGUCCUCACAGGAGAGAACCAGAUCACCCAAGUGGAUAUACUUUUCGAUUGUGGUGAAAGCAUGAACCCUGAUGUUGAUGUUGGACAAGUCGAAGGUGCUUUUAUCAUGGGCAUGGGAUAUUGGCUAAUGGAGAAGAUGGUUUACGAUCCAAAGACUGGGGCUGUGCUGAAUGCAGGAACAUGGGAAUACAAACCACCGCUCAGCAAGUGUAUACCUGUCAGCUUCAACAUCGAGCUGCUGAAGAAUGCUCCCAACCCAAUGGGUGUUCUGCGCUCUAAGGCCAGCGGGGAACCGCCCCAGUGCAUGUCCUGUGCAACGUUAUUUGCCGUGAAGCGAGCUAUUGAGGCUGCGAGAGAGGAUACUGGACACAACACGUACUUUCCACUAGAUGGACCCGCAACUGUCGAUGUCAUCCAGACUAGCUGCCUCGUGGACUACAAAAACUUCACAAUCUGAAAACCACACAAUGAUAUGCUACCACCGAAUAAUGUUAAUAAUGUGACAUUGUUUUGUAUUUACCACUAAGCGCGAUGUCAUGCAAUAUCACCGCGAUUGCCUUACAGUCUUGUACUUCACUGUUUAAACCUAUAACAAUCGCUUGUUUGUAUCUGAACUAAUACCUCUCUGAUAAAUGCAAUUGGGGAAAGUUAAUGUCUCUUUCCAGGAUUUCCACAGAUUUCCAGUUGAAGAACUGGAAUAGACUCCGAAGAAUCCCCAUUAAGCAUCAAUGCUAUUAUUAACAAAUAAGGCUAAUCUAUUUAACAAUUUGCAGUAUAACCUUCAACCCAUGAACUUGAAAAUGAGAGCACAUACUGCAUUUAAUUUUGAUUGGAUUUGUUUAAAAUGGGAUUUUGGUGAAGCAAACCGUUUAAACAAUUCUCAAUCAUUUAAUAGGAGUCGAUUAGAACUUCAACACGAACUAUUCACUUUCAAUGGAUAAUUGAAUGAGUUUAUAUUCUUGCCAAAAGAUGGAUAUUUUAGCAUAUGAGGAAGCCAUUCAAUUUGCAGUCCCUGUGGCACCUCUUUGCCGGUUAGGAUGGCACAGUGCCACAGCAGAUAGUGUUGCUGCCUCACAGCACCAGAGACCCAGGUUUGAUCCUGACGUCGGGUGCUGUAUGUGUGGAGUUUGGGUGUUCUCCCUGUGAUUGUGUGGGUUUCCUCCGGGUGCUCCGGUUUCUACCUCCAUCCCAAAUAUGUGUGGGUUUGUAGGUUAUUGGCCUCUGGAAACUGUCUCUUAGCUUAUAAGGAGUGGGUGAGAAAAUGGAAUAACAUAGAACUAGUGUGAAUGGGAGAUCAACUUUUGACAAGGUCUCCGGAUGAAACCCACACAGGUCAUGAGGAGAACGUACAAACUCCGUACAAACAGUACCGGCAGUCAGGAUGGAAGCCGGAUCUCUGGCGCUGUAAGGCAGCAGCUCUCGCUGUGCCACUGUGCUGCCAAACUAUACUAAAAUCAAAAACUAAUUCAAAUUUAGUGUUUCAUCUCUUUGUUUCAAAUGUUUCUAUGGCUAAGAAUUCUACAGUCUAUGCAUGAGAGAUUUUUCAUAUCACUUUCAUAAAGUUCUCAACAAUUCCACCAAA